Morone saxatilis (striped sea-bass) is the source of this 1699-nucleotide messenger RNA. RefSeq names its product carcinoembryonic antigen-related cell adhesion molecule 5-like. The transcript has 8 exons. The coding region runs from base 98 to 1699 and encodes 533 amino acids. Lineage: Eukaryota; Metazoa; Chordata; Actinopteri; Moronidae. The record is from RefSeq and is a predicted model, not a curated record.
GUGUGUGGUCACCUUGUCUGGGUGUGUCCCUCUAAAAGCAGCAGGUACUGCCGCACUCUCGUCUCUGUCUCUGCUGGAAAGACUUGAACCGUCCGCGAUGGAUCUGUUCGCCUUUAAGACGCUUCUGUUUCUGCUCUCUUUUAUCGGAUGCUGUGCUGGGACUGACAUCCUGCCGCAUGGUCCUGUGGAGGCGAUUUUGGGGAGAAAUGUGACUUUAAAGACCCUGCUGGACAAACCAGAGUUCUUAGUUCUGCUCUGGAAUUUCAACGACGGGACUGAUUCAGUUAAUGUUGUUACCGUGUCAAAAACUGUGCUGAAAGUGAACCCAGAUUACAUGGGAAGAGUGUCGGUUAACCGGACCAACGGAUACCUGACCCUGACGUCCCUGAAGGCGGGUGAUAGUGGAGACUAUAGUCUAUCCUUGACAACAGAUUCGGCUGAUACUUUAACCGGAGAGAUAAAGCUCGAAGUUCUGCAGCCGGUGUCUGAUGUAGUCAUCAAGUCCAGCAUGCCUGAGGCAAUCGAGAAAAAUGACACUGUGGUUCUGACCUGCUCCGCCAAAGGCUCCUUCCUCAAGUUCACCUGGCUUAACGGCACCACACCAAUCGUGGCCGACGGCAAUCGGCUGUCAGUGGAAAAGAAGGAGCUGUCCAGUGCGCUGACCAUCAGAAAUGUUUACAGGACAGACCUGGUUGGUCCCAUCUACUGCAGAGCGGCAAACAACCUGGAGACGAAGAACAGCGCCCCCUUUAACCUCACCGUCUACUACGGACCAGAGGCUGUCACCAUCACUCCUUCGACGACUCCCCAGGUCCUGAAAUCUGGCACCAACUUCAGCCUGACCUGUUCGGCCCUCUCCAGCCCACCCGCCACAUUCACCUGGUACCACAGCGAUAAGAUUAUGGAGAUCGGAGGUCCCAUACUGACUCUGGAAAAGAUCAAAGAACAUGGAUUGGGGGACAAAGCGGAAGACUACAUGUGCAAGGCUGGAAACACCAAAACCAAAGGCACUGUCGCUUCUCCUGCUGUUUCCAUUGUUGUGAUGGAGGGCAUCUCAGGUGUUACAGUCACCGGUCCGACUGCUGUCCUCAUCGCUGACAACAGCACGGCCAACAUCAGCUGCCGGGCAGCAGCUGGCGUAGUGGAGAAGAUGUCCUGGAUGAAAGACGACAAGCCUCUAGCUGCCAGUGCCCGCGUUGUGUUUUCUAGCGACCAGAGCUCCGUGAUGAUCAACCCGGUGCAGAAAGAGGACAACGGAGAGUACAAGUGUGAGCUCAGGAACCACGUCAGCACAGCCCAAAACUCCUACAAGAUGGUGGUCAACUACGGUCCCGAAGCACCGAUGGUGAAGGGUGAAUUGAAGGUAGAGGUGACUGAAAAAGUGACGCUCACAUGUUCUGCCGUCUCCGUCCCUCCCGCCAACUUCACCUGGAAGUUCAACGGAACAGCGACCAAUGUCAAAGGGACCACGUAUGUCAUCCCCGAGGCUGCUUACAAAGACAGCGGAACGUACACGUGCGAGGCACACAACGCUGUCACCGGCAAGACCACCAUGCACACCCACACGCUGUCCGUCAAUGCAGAGGGAACAUUGGACGGUCUCUCAGACGGAGCCAUCGCUGGAAUCGUCAUCGCCGUCCUCGUUGCUCUCGGUGCCGCCAUCGGCUUAAUCUUCUACUGCAGGCAGAAAGUACCGUAA